Molecule: messenger RNA, 5481 nt
Organism: Betta splendens (Siamese fighting fish)
Lineage: Eukaryota; Metazoa; Chordata; Actinopteri; Anabantiformes; Osphronemidae
Product: protein Smaug homolog 2
Exons: 13
Coding region: 673-2688 (671 amino acids)
Biological process (GO): negative regulation of translation; nuclear-transcribed mRNA poly(A) tail shortening; regulation of mRNA stability
Cellular component (GO): P-body
Molecular function (GO): protein binding; mRNA binding; translation repressor activity
Source: RefSeq, a predicted model, not a curated record
CGUCCAGACGUACGGCGCUGUGCUCACGUCUUACGUCAACUCAAAAUCGAAGUAGCCUUCUCCAGGCGUACACUCUUUAUUUUCGUGUAUUGCAAUAAACAUUUGUACGUACCUAUGUAACACGCUAUGUGUGGAUCCGCGGGGGGCCCGCCGCUGUAAAGGAAUACUCUUGUGGAAUACCACCUCUGGGAUCGAAAUCUGCGCUUCUUUCAGCUAAGCUAACGUUAUUGCAUCUGUUAGCAAAACUUGCUAGCUAAGACGCUAGCGCUUAACGUUAGCUGUCCCUACCCAACCCGUCGAGCUAGCUAUGCGUUAGCAUUUUAGCCUAGCUCGCUAACCAGUGACAAAUGACAAAGGGCGUGAAUGAUGUGAUCCUGAACAUGCCAGAGUGAAGGAAGAAAGCUUUUCCUGUUACCAUCUACAACUUGGCACAAACAGUCAUCAUCAAAUCAUAGGACAGCAUCCCAGUAAUCCAGGCAGCACACCUGUCUGCAGAUUGGACUGCAUUUGAACAAUGUGAGGGCCCCUCGGUGCAGUCUGAGGGGAGCCCGGGACUUGCAGAUACGACCCUGCUGUGCGGGGUGGAACUGAUUCUGUCUCAUAGAGAACUGCCUUUCUAGUAGAUUCCUAGUCAUUCAUACAUUCUUGGUCUCCUUAUCAAGGAGAUAAGCCAUGAUGUUCCGAGACCAGGUUGGUGUCCUUACAGAUUGGUUCAAAGGCUGGAAUGAGUGCGAACAGACGGUGGCACUAUUGUCCCUCCUGAAGAGGGUGUCCCGCACCCAGGCACGGUUCUUACACAUCUGCCUUGAACACUGGCUGGCUGACUGCACAGAGAUUCACAUCCUUGAAGCUGAGGCCAACAAUGCAGCAAUUGUCAGCCAGUGGCAUCAGGAGCCAAAGGAGAAAGUGGUGUCCUUGCUGCUGUCCCAUCUGCCGCUACUGCAACCACGCAAUAGCGAGGCCAAGUGUGAAUACAUGAAGCUGCUGCAAAAGGUAUUGAGUCACACUAUUGAGAGUAGUCUGUUCGUGGAAGAGAGCAGACAGCUGCUGUCCUAUGCUCUUAUACACCCUGCUACCACACUGGAUGACCGCACCUCUCUGGCCAUGUGGCUGAAUCACCUCGAGGAGCAUCUAUCCAGCGGCUACGCACCCCGGGGCCCAUCCAGCCCCUAUCACCCACGCCAGGCCUCAGAUGAAUGGCCCAGCUCUGCUGAGUCCCUGGACCCUGGUCAUGCCUGGCAUGACAAGUCCCCCUCAUCAAACACGUCUCCAGCAGACCAGAACGGACACAUGCCUUUCCCAGGCAGAAUGUCCUCUCCUAUCAACAGCAAUAAUACUGGUCUGAUUGGGCAGAUGCAGCCAAGUCCUCUGAAGAAGUCCAUGUCCGUUAUUCCUUCCAGUCCCCAGGCUUGUGGCUCUGAGUGGGUUUGCCAGGAUGAUGCAGGGGGCCGUCAGAACUUGAUUCCAACUGACCACGCUCCUCUUUCCCCUCAGAGCAGUGUAGCUUCAUCAGGCAGUGAGCAAACAGAAGAACAGGGCUCUAAUCGCAACACUUUUCAAGAGGAUGGUAGUGGCAUGAAAGAUGUUCCUGCCUGGUUGAAGAGUCUCCGCCUUCAUAAAUAUGCAUCGCUUUUCUCCCAGAUGACCUACGAGGAGAUGAUGAUUCUCACUGAGCAGCACCUGGAGACGCAGAAUGUCACGAAAGGAGCACGGCACAAAAUUGCCUUGAGUAUCCAGAAACUGCGAGAGAGGCAGUGUGUGCUCAAGUCUUUAGAAAAGGAUAUUUUGGAAGGAGGAAACCUUCGUAACGCCCUUCAGGAGCUCCAACAGAUCAUCAUUACGCCCAUAAAAGUCUACAGCCCACUAAGUACAGCGCAGCCUGCCUCGGACGCCCCCCCCUCUCCUUCGGAAAACACGAAAGCAGAUAAAGAGUCAGCCACAGAGGGUUUCCAGUCCCACAACCCACCCCCUUGUGAUGGAGACUCUUCAGCCACACCUAUCUCAGACGGCGACAUUGCUGGACAGUUUACCCGUGUCAUGGGCAAAGUGUGCACUCAGCUGCUCGUGUCCAGGCCAGAUGAAGAGAAUAUUAGCUGUUACCUUCAGCUCAUUGAGAAGUGUCUGACACAUGAGGCUUUCACGGAAACUCACAAGAAAAGACUGGUCUCCUGGAAGCAGCAGGUCCUUAAACUGCUCCGUCUAUUCCCUCGGAAAGCUAUGCUGGACAUGCCUGUGUACCGUCAGAAAGGCUGGACAUAUGGGUCCAACUCCCUCCCCACAGCAGGCUCUGUGAGCGGAGGUGUAGGGCGGCGGGGCCAAAGGCAGUUCCAGAUGACACCUCGUGGACUACCAGCUGGGCGCAUCAACCUUCUGAGUCCUGGUGGGAUUGGGGGAGCAUCUCCACGCCACACACUCACCAAUCCUGCACUGGCAGGCCAGGGUAGACAGAACCUGUGGUUUGCCAACCCUGGGGGCAGUAACAGCAUGCCAAGUCAGAGUCGCAGCUCGGUGCAGCGGACUCACUCACUCCCUGUCCACACAUCCCCGCAAACCAUGCUCAUGUUCCAGCAACAAGAAUGCCAAGUUCCAGGUGCUGACCUGGAGAUCAACCCCACGCUGGAGUCACUGUGCCUCAGUAUGACAGAGCAUGCCUUAGGGGAUGGAACAGACCGGACAUCAACAAUAUGAAAAGAAGAAAGGAAGAAACACUUCAGUUGAGGCGUGUUCAGUUCCUCAUCACCCAGCACAAAGAUAUACAUACGCUUAAAAAAAACAAAAACAGGCAAAGCACUCACUACAAAAUGACAAAAAAACUGUGUAUAUGUUCUCUAAUAUUUUUGUACUUUAUUAUAUACGACUAAGUUUAUUAAAAAUGGAAUACAGAUGAUUAUUAUAUUGCAGGACAGAGAAACAAAGAGGUUAAGUGUGCAGACCGUUCCAUGUCACCUGCAGGACUGUGACAUGAUGUGGAGGCUCAGUUUGCCGUGGUCUGAGAAAAAAACACAGGUGGAUUGGUGCUGUCUUAAAGGGGUUGUGCCCUCUGAGUUACUCUACCCCUCCUUGGAGCAGGGCUUUCUACCUAGAACACACUGACACCCUCAGCCUCCCCUUCACCACAUGAUAUGUAGAUGCAGAAAUGUCGGCCAGAAUUAUGGCACUUUUAUUAUGGUAUCUUUGAUAUUAGGCACUGAACUGUAAUUGGCCCACAGCUAUGCUCACUGAGAUUCCACUCGUAGGCAGACGUCGACGAACAGACACCGGUCAGAUCCAAACAACUCGCAAUGCGAUGCUAGUCAAAAGCUUCUUUUUUCCUGCAAGGAAAUCCCUUCCCUUGGUUCUUCUCUCUCCUCUCAGGAAAACCUUUUGUGGCGAAGACAGGAAAUGGAAGAACCAAACCUGUAACCCAAGUCCCGAGCAUAGCCUUUGUCUUGGUUGUUCGACUUAAACAUGAAGUCCUAGUAGAAAUAACUGUCCUCCUCUGAACGUCUACAAAGCCAAAGAGAGGGGUUGUGUGAUUGAUCAUUUGCAAGGAAUAUUUGUAGUGACAUGCAACAGGAUGAUAUAAUUCUUUUUAAGAAGAAAAGCAGUUUCAAGAAUUUAUGCCAGCUGCAAUUUGUCUCUGUUAUUUUAUGCCCGACUACGUAAAUGAUGAUGAAUCUCAUUUUGUGCCGAGGAAAAGCCAGAGGGAUGAAUAAGGGCUGGUGAGGUUUGUACUGUGAGGUGAUUGGAUAUUGAAUUGAUAAAAGUGAGGAGGGUAGAGUGUGUUCAAUUUACACUCUAAUGCUGGGUGAGAAAACUAAAUGAAACCCAUCUCAACCCUGUGGCCCCCUUUUAUGAUUGGCUGUGGAAAAAUGAAACCUGAUCUCGUAAUAAAUGUGCUGGUGCGCAGCGCCUUGCCGUCUCGGUGCCCUCUUCCUCAAACGGCCAAUGUGAUGAUUUGAUGAAUCAUACUUUUUCAAGGUGCUUGACGUUGUCCAUAUUUUCUGUUUGUGUCUCCCGUGUGUUUCAGUCAAAACCCAAACAUUAUCAUGUGGUAUCAGUGUUGAAUCAAAAAAAACUGUCUUUUCUGUGAGCCUCUGCCUUUGAAUGUGGCAGAAUGGAGGUGCAUGUAUGUGUAAUAUGGUCUUAACCUUUAGAUCACUUUUGGUUGCAUCAUGAGGCAGGGAUAACCAUUCACAUUUUAUUUCAGCAGAGCCAUAGGACGUAUGUCUAGUAAAGAUGGUUAUUUACAGAUAUCUUUUCCAAUUGUAGUUUUUUUUUUUUUUACUCUCCCUUGAUAAUGAUAACUUAUCCUUAUUUUCUAUAAUCGCAUGUUUUGCCACACUAAUACAGCACUGUUGUAGAUAGAGGACAUGGUUGCUGGUGCUCACUUGCCAGCGAGUAGACAGGAGGAACUUUGCAACUAAUGUUGUUUAUAUUGCCUAAAUGUCACAGUUUACAUCUCUCUGGGAUAACACCCCAAAUCAUGUCAUGAGUAUCCAACAUUAAAGAACUGAAGCCUUCUCAAACAUGAGCUGGCUGGGUGGAGCCUGCAAGCCUUCUACCCACUGAUCCAUGGACUCCAUAUGAGUCUCAGUAGAUAAAGUGAUAGCGGUGUGAGCCGACCAUGUGGUGGUUAUAGAAGUUGGCCUCCCUGGCAUUUUAGCUCCUGUGUGUGCUGCCUGCAAUGCACAGCUCCAGCAUUUUCAGUUGGUUAACGGUCCUGAGUGGUAUUAUAGUCCUGGAUUUCUUCAGAGCAGGCUCUUGGAUAGAUCUGAUUCACUAAAAGCAUCAUACUCAUGCCCACAAAGAAUUUAAGCGAGUCAGCAAUUGACUCAACUUUUAUGUUGGCGACCUUGCUUUCAACCACACUCUUUACUGUAUCUCAAUCGUGUCAUGUUACAGAUGGCUCAGAUGAUCCUUUUUGUAGCCUCUGAAGACGCCCCACAUGUUAGUGCAGAGACACAGAGGUACAAUGCGGCUCGUCGCUGCGAGUGUCUGUGCACAGUCGAGAUGCAGCAGGGGAUGACAAUGCUUAUCUGAGCCGCGAAUGGUGUGAUUAGGAGUAAACGGAACACUAAUAAUAGGCCAAGGAAUAUGUUUACUCCAUGUUUACAUUCCAGUGAUGCAUGAAAUGAGCUGGGGGAGAUGCGCUUCAUAGGUUCAGCUUGGUGUGUUCUCUCAUACCAGGCAUCCACUAGGAGGUACCAAGCCUGUGUCAUUUGGAGACAUCUACCAAGUGGUCCUUAGAUCAUGUUAUUGUCCCUGCCAGGCUUAGUUAUUGAGUCAAUGCAGCCAGCUGUAGGCUACAUUUCUUAUAUUUGUCUUUUACGAUCCAUAUUUAAUUCUGAUGAGUCCCUGGAUCUUUUCUAACAUUUUAUGAACCUUUUGCAUCCCGUGCUUACACUCUACUUUUUUACUGUCACUCAUAUGUGUGAAUGGUCUGCAGUACGUCGGAUCAUUGACAGUCCAAAUAAAGAAGUUCAGUUCUUUUGCAACCUA